CAGAGAAUCUAGCUUUAAUAAAAUAACGUAAUAAUUGGUUUAAAAUUUAAGUAAAGUUCCUGAACUGUUCAGAGCUCCGUUAAAUCAACGCUGGAGCAGUCAGCUGACUGACCGCGGGACGCGUCACCAGCUCUGCGAGAGGACAUGUAUCGUGGUCGGCCUCCUCCGAGAGGAGGAUACCCGCCGGCUUUCGAAGGCCGAGGUCCGAGGCCUUACCCGGCACCGUCCUACAGGGAUGACAGGAGCCGGCCCAGGCCGCCCUACCACCCCGGCUUCCACCCGGACUCCUACCGCCGGUCCCCGCCGCGCCGGAGGUACCCUUCCCCCGCGUCAGGAAGUCACCGAGGCGGGGAGUACUGGGCCGGUGGUCCGCCGAGAGAAAGGUCUCCGUCACCUCGUGGACCUCUCGACCACAACCUGGUCAUCACCGUCGGCAACGAGCUGAUUGGACCAUCUGGCUCUGCCCCCUCACGACAUCAUGACAGAGACUACCCUCUUCGACCCGAGUACGAGCGGGGCCGGAGCCGACCUCGCAGCCGCAGUCCGGAACGGAGCCGGGCCAAGAGUCGGGGCCGGAGCAAGAGUCGCAGUCCGGACCGGAGCAGAGCCAAGAGUCGGGGCCGGAGCAAGAGUCGGAGUCCGGACCGGAGCAGAGCCAAGAGUCGGGGCCGGAGCAAGAGUCGGGCGAGGAGCAAGAGCCGGCCCCGCAGCCAGAGUCGUAGUCCGGGCCGGAGCCGGGCCAAGAGCCGGGGACGAAGCCGGAGCAAGAGCCGCAGUCCUGACCGGAGUCGGGCAAAGAGCCGGGGUCGGAGCAAGAGUCGCCACCACAGCAGGUCUAGAUCUAGAUCCAGAUCCAGAUCCAGAGGGCUGAGCUACGGCCGCAUUAAGAGCACACAGAGGAGUCGCAGCAGCAGUUCGAGCUCGAGCAGCGGAGAAGACAGCAACGACAAAUUCGAGAAAGGGUUCAGAGAACUGGAGACGGCCCGACGCAGGAAGGAGCUUGAGGAGAUGCUGAGUCUGCCGACAAAAUCCAUCCUGAAGAAACGCAACGACUCUGAGGACUCGCCAUCACUCAGGAGCUCAGACUCUCCCAGAGGUCUGGACGGCUCCAGCAUGUCUCGGGUGGCCGACCAGCUGCUGCAGGCUGUUAAAGGCAUGGAGCCUCACAUGGUGGCGUCAAUGCUGUCGGAGCUGCGGUCCGACCCACAGAUGGCUCACCGCGCCGGCCUCGACGCUGAGAUCAAAGAGAUCCUCCACCUGCUGGGGGGACCGUCGGGGGCCAAGGCUCAGGAGAAGGUCGUUGAUGAUAUCGACGAUGAGGAGAGGUUCCUGUACGGAGACUCGGAGGAGCCAAAACCUCAACCGGUGUCUGAGCCGGUCCGACUCCACGGGCUAGAUCUGUACGGAGAUGUGACAGAGGAGGCGCUGUACGGAGACUACCCUCCACAGAAACCUGUCAUCGCUCAGAUGUAUGGCCUUCCACCAGGGGCCUCACCUCAUAUUCAGAUCCCUCCCACCAUGGGGGAGAUGGACAUGAGGUACGCGAGCCAACCCUCCAUCAGCCCAGACAGGAACAUCACUGUGCAGGUACCGAACCCCGCCAUCCCUCCAGGGACAGAGCCACUGGAGGAAGGCGAGCGCCAGGCACUGGAGGAGUACGAGAAAAUCCAGGAUUUGUUGAAGACCAUUGGCCUGGACCUGGGCGUGACCGAGAUCAGCAAGAUGGCUGCCAGGACUAAAGAGCGUCUCCAUGGAAACAAGCCACCUCCAAAGACGCCCACGCGCCGCAAGCGGUACUCCUCCGGCAGCUCAGAUGACAGCAGGGGCCGCAGGAGGCGGAGCCACAGUGGCAGCUCCAGCAGCACCAGCAGCCGCAGUCGCAGCCGUGGGCGGGGGGGCAGCUGGAGCAGUGAUGACGGCCGCAGGAAGUGCUCGGUGCCAUCUAAAGCUCACAAAGACUCCAGAGAGCCGAAGGCUGAGCCGCAAGCUGUCGCACUGCCGCCACAAACAGAGCCACCACUACAAACCCCCAACCCUAAAAUCCUCCCGCCUCACCCAGGGAUGCCCAUACCCUCGUACCCCCCCUCACAGGUCCACGGCCUGAUGCCCCCCAACUUCCCCCCACCAGCGUAUGGCCAGUACGGAAACUACCUUCCCUAUAUGCACCAGCAGUGGCCGCCCAUGUACCCGCCCCCCAACAUGGCUCAGCCCCCCCCCACCAGCCCAGACGAGUUCCCGCCCACUCUGCCCUACAAACACGCCUACAAAAAAACAGAGCCUGAGCCAGGGGUCAAAGGCGUGGUGAAGAGUUCUGUUCAGGAUGGUGAGAAGGCGAACGUCAGCAGUCAUGAGAAGAGAGUGUCCGAGGAACAGAACAACGAGAGCCAGAAACAGAAGGUUUUGGAGGAGAGGGAGAAGCUGAAGCAGGAGCGAGACAUCAGGAUGAAGAAGAAGGAAUAUCUGAUGAAGGAGCUGGAGAGACUCAGGAAGCAGCAGGGCGAGCUCCUGAGGAAGAAGCGGCGGGAGAAGGGUGGCCACAAAGACCCUCUGUUGCAGGAGAUCAGCCGCCUGCAGGAGGAGGUCAUGGCUCAGAUCUCUAACCUGCGUAAAGAGCAUGAGGCUGCCGAGAAGAAACGCAACGAGAUCGAGAAGGUCGCGCACAUACUUGGCCUCGUCCCAUCCGACCGGCCCCGCAGGACAGGUAAACUGGUUGAGGAUCAGGAGGACGAACCACCGCCGCCGCUUCCGCCUCCACCAGAGAAGAAGAAACGCGAGGCGGACUGGAGUCCUGAGGGACGGCAUGCGGCCAGCAGCUCCACAAUAAAGCAGAGCCCAGUGAUGCUGUCGUCGUCAUCAUCUUCCAGGGCGUCCCCGGACAAGCAGCCUGUCGCCACCCUGGCUCCACCUCCAACCCCGCCUCUGCAACCGUUUGAAUACUAUGACGCUGGAAACCACUGGUGCAAAAACUGUAACAUCACCUCUGGUUCCAUGUUUGAUUUUUUCACGCACUUGCAUAGCAAAACGCACCGAAAGACUCUGGACCCGUACGACCGACCCUGGGCCUCCACUCCCACCAAGAUCAGCAAGAACCUGUCGUCAGAGGAGAAGCUGACCAAACCUGCCAAAGGUUCAGAGUUCCUGCUGCCCGUCAGAGGAUUCUUCUGCCUGCUGUGUAAAGAGUUUUAUGGAGAUGCCAUCUGUGCAGAAGAACACGUCACCACUCACGCUCACAACGAGAAGUACAAGAAACAAAUGUACGAGAACCCGUUGUACGAACAGAGGAGGAACCUGGACCGCCAGGCCGGACUGGCCUCUGAGAACAGCGGGAAGAAACGCAAACAUGAGGACGAAGACAAUGGCAAGAAGGACAAGGAGGAAAAAUCCAAACACAAGAAGGAGAAGAAGGAGAAGAAGAAGGAAGAGGACAAUGCUACUCACAAGGGGGAGAAAGUUAAGCAGGAAGAGGAGGAGGAGGAGGAGAAGCCGAAGUUGGGCAAGAAAGAGGAGGAUUUUAAGAAUGCCAAAAACCUGGAAGAGGAGAGGCCUUCAUAUAGCAAGAAAGACGAAGAUGAAAAGUAUAAAUCCAGCAAGAAGGAGGAUAAAUACCGCCACAGCCGAGAGGAAGAGGAGCGGGGUAAAUACAGCAGAAGGGACGAAGAUGACCGGUACAAGUACAGCAGAGAAGAAGAAUACCGGCACCGCUAUCGAAGGGAUGAUGAUGAUGACCGGUAUGACGACCGCCCCAAAUUCGGGCCGAGAGAGUAUAGACCCAAAUAUGACAAAGACCGAGAUGAAGGGAAACUGAAGGCUGAAAAGGAAUCUUCGAAAAAGGUUCCUCCGGGAAAACCGGCAGGGAAACCAGAGAUCACCACACCUGAACCUCCGCCAAAGCCCUAUGAACUGCCCAAAAUCCUCUGUGGACCAAGUCCAGCUAUGAGGGCAAAGCUCCGCAAGCAAAGCCUGGAAACCGGCAAACCAGCACCCGCAACCAUGACCCCGACUUUUGGAAAGUUCACAUGGAAGAAACGGGAGAAUGUUCUGGCGAAGGAGGCAGAGAAAGUUGCAGCAGAGUUCAUCAAGGAAGACGAAGCAGCUGCAAAGCAGAACCCGAUCUCAGUGGAGGAUUCCUUUGCAAAAUCUAUGGCUGUUGCAAAGGAGAUCGCCCAGAAACUGGGGGGCCAACAAAAUAUGCCUCCUCCCUGGGUGUCCAACAGCGCCAACCGCGGAAGGAUCCGGCCCAACCUUCCUGCACCAGCAGGAAGGGGAAACCGAAGAACGGCCAUGAUGGGUAGACCGGCACCACUAAAUACUUUCCUUUCUAUUAGACCCCAAAACCUUGGUUUACAGGGACAGUUUCAAAAAGAACCAUUGUUCUCUGAUGGUCUUAUGAGGGCUGUGAAUGCUCAGAACGCACUGCUCGAAGGUAAAUCUCAGCCCCCAGCUGCUACACCUGAGACAGCCAAGGCUACGCCUGCACCGGCACCUGCACCGGUGCCUGCACCAGCGCCUGUACCGGCACCAGUACCAGUGCAGGCACCGGUGCCUGCACCUGUGCCAGUACCAGCGCAUGCGCCAAUGCCUGCACCGGGAAUGUCAAGACCUCCACCAUUUGAUGCUAAACAUCCGCCGCCAAUGUCAAGACCUCCACCAUUUGAUGCUAAACAUCCGCCGCCAAUGUCAAGACCCCCGCCAUUCAAGGCUAAACCUGCACCACCAGUUUGUAACCCUGCACCACCAGUUUGUAACCCUGCACCACCAGUUUGUAAUCCUGCACCACCAGUUUCUAAACCUGCCCCAAUGGAAGUAAAGCUGGCACAACCUGUGGUGACGUCAGCACCAUCUCAAACUACCCCUGCACAAUCAGUUGCUAAACCAACACAACCAACACUGAUAAAGAUAGUGUCUGACGUGGCAGCUCCUGGCGUCCCCGAGAACGAGCAAACUCGUACAGUGUUUGUCAAACCUCCACCUCUCAAGAGCAUGGCUGACGUAGCUCAGAAGUCUGAGAAACUUAAGAGUAACCUGGCUGCAGCCAAAGCCCAAGACUUAUUUGACAUCUUCUACAGCAGUGUUGGCCAAUCAGGCCCGUCCUCCAUCACCAAACCAGUCACAGAUGUCAGAGCUGACGAGAGCAGCACCAAUAAAAGUCAACUUUCUGCCCUGCAAGCACCAAAACCACAACCUCAGAGUAAACCUGUUACCCAGUCCCAACCUCCAUCUGUGGUCUGUAAAUCUCCACAACCAGACUCAUCAGGUGCCCAAACCCAACCAGACUCACCAGGUCCCAAAACCCAGGUACACUCACAAAGUCCGGAAUCCCGCCAAGAAUCGGACAUUCAGAUCGCAUCUGUUUGGUCCUUACAGCCCACCCCAGCCACAACACCUGAGGUGGCUCCAUCUGAAACACAAAAAACCCAGCCACAACUUAAUCCACCAGCCCAGUCUGAGGCUCAGAGUGUACCCCAAAACCAGUCCUCGACUCCUGAAUCUGGGUCCCAAAUCACCCCACAAACCAAGCCUGCUAACCUGGAGUCAAAACCUCAGACUCAGUUCCAGCCUAAACCAGCCACUCAUAUCCAAACAGAUCCCCAACCAGACCAGGACAAUCAGCCCCAGUCCCAUCUAGAGACCCAUUCUAGCACUGCUCCAGAACCUGAACCCAAGCCAAGCCCCAAAACUAGAGGCAAGAGAACCCCUCCUGCCCCCCGCCCUGUCCGACAAACCAGAUCCCAAACCAGAUACCAGACCCGGCAGCAGCAGCAGAGCCAGUCCGAGCCAGAGCCAGAGCCUGAGCUACCUUCGGGAGAUUCUGACUCUGUAACUUCAGAUCCAAAGGGGCUGGACACGUCAAAUCCUGGCUCCAGGUCAGAGCCGGAGGAGGGGGCACCCAGAGAGGAGGACUCUAAGAAGGAGGUCACCCCUGAAACCCUGGGCCUCCCCUCAGACAUGACUUCCCUGAACUUUGAUUAUGAUUUUAACUUUGAGUAGGAGCUGACCGGACUGUUUCUGUAGAACCACUUGUACAUCCAGGAGGUCUUUCAUCAAUAAUUUUCUGGACUUGAAGGUAGCUGGAAGAGGUGGGGAAGACACUGAUGGACUUUAAACACUGACCUUCAUCUGUCUGAUGUUUAGUGAUACCCUGUUGUUGUCUGUCUUUUCUAGAGCCUAAUGCUUCAGAUGGAUUUCACUUUAAGUCCGGUGAGUCCAGAACAGACGUGAGUCCUGGAUGUGAAUAAGCACCUAGAAAGAUAGUGAAGGAUUGACCUGCCCACUCGCUCAAUGAUAUGCUGGUACUUCUUGAAUUCGAUGUUUGGAUUGGUCAGGUUUAGGUAAGAGGCAUUAAGAUUUGUCAGGGUAAGACUGUCACAAGCAGAGUAAGGUGGGCCAUUCUUUCGCUUUCCCAGGAAAUACAAAUUCACAUCCAGGUCAUCUGUAGACCUGAAACGUACAGAUCACCAAAGGGACAAAAAACCAACAAUCAAUGUCAGAAUAAUUUGUACAAAGUAUUUCCUUUGGGUUACGGGAUACUUUCUGUGGUCAGAAGGUUCGGAUCUGUUGUUCGUGGUCGUCAGACCCAAUCUCAGGUCCAUCCAAGGUUCAAGGGGUUAUUCAAAGGUUCUGAGAGACGAUUGACACGACAAGAAAUCUGAAAAAUACAAUUUGUGAAUUACAGAAUAUUUCUUCAUCAGGCGUCUACGAUUACAAAAAUAAGCACUUUCUGUUUGCUACCUAUGGAAAUGUGGAGCCAUUGACUCAAUUUAAAGGAUUACAGGUGGAAACAUUCACACGUUUGUCAAACUGAUAUCCACCAUCUCACCUGACUCUGAAUUCAAUGUGACGCUGUUCCUUUAAAGGUCGCGGUUCUGUCUUUGUCACAUGACAGGUUUAAACGUCCAACAAAUCACCUGUUGUUUUUUUCUUGUUUUAUAUUCAAGUUUAUUUUUUCCUUUUUUAAAUGACGAAAGAAGAGUCGGACCAAAAUCAGCUCAGCGAGUCGACGUGUUGACGCUCUGAUCCAAGGUCAGUGUUUGGGUGUCGGAAAGAAACCAACUGCUCAUCCUGUAAAAUCUGUUACUCCAUGUAGAGUUUUAAUAAAAGUUAGUGGAGAAACGACAGCGCCUCCAUGCGUCCUGAUUAUUAUACAAACCUGUCCUCCUGUAACUGAGUACUUUUACUCAAAUACUCUACAAAUCUGAGGUACUUUUACUGUACUCAAGUAUUUCCAGGUUCUGCUGGAACAAUGUCACAAUAAAUAUGUGGGCAAAAUUGUCCCUAACCCUGAUUGACUGGUCAUGGAAAACCUGGAAAAGUCAUGGAACUUCACAGUCACAUUUUCCAAGUCUGGAAAUGUCAUGAAAUAAGUUUAAGUCAUUGAAAGUUUUGAAUAGUCAUGUAAUUAGUAAAAGUCCUUGAUUUUUUUUUUUUUUUUGAAAAGUCAUGGAAUUAGAAAAAAAAGUAAUUGAAAGUUUGGAAAAAUCAUGGAAUUGAUAGAAAGUCAUUGAAAGCAAGGAAAAGGCAUGGAAUUAAGUCAUUGAAAUGGUUGGUAAAGUCAUGGAAUCAAAAAGUCAUGGGAAGUUUUGGAAAAGUCAUGGAAUUUGUAAACGAAAGUUUUGGAAAAGUAAUGGAAUCAAUAAAAAGUCCCUCAAGCUUUGGAAA
Molecule: messenger RNA, 7656 nt
Organism: Epinephelus fuscoguttatus (brown-marbled grouper)
Lineage: Eukaryota; Metazoa; Chordata; Actinopteri; Perciformes; Serranidae
Gene: znf318
Product: zinc finger protein 318
Exons: 11
Coding region: 145-5988 (1947 amino acids)
Biological process (GO): negative regulation of DNA-templated transcription; positive regulation of DNA-templated transcription
Cellular component (GO): nucleoplasm
Molecular function (GO): nucleic acid binding; zinc ion binding
Source: RefSeq, a predicted model, not a curated record